UACGUAGACAGGGGCCGCCCCGUGGUUGGAGGGUUGGAGCUGUGGCCGCUGUCACCGGUGAAGUGAUGGCAGUGGAAGAGCUCACAGCACUCACACUGUUAUGAGAAGAGGACGGGGAUGGCGGACAAACCUCUCACGCUCUUUGUGAAACUAUGUGCCGCCGGGUUUUACGGUCUCAGCUCCUUUUUCAUCGUGAUAGUCAACAAAAGCGUGCUCACCAACUACAGAUUUCCAUCUUCAAUAUGUGUCGGAAUUGGCCAAAUGUUGGCUACAGUGGUCGUGUUGUGGGUGGGCAAGGCGGCCAGGGUGAUCACCUUCCCCGACUUUGAUAUGACCAUACCUCGCAAGACAUUCCCUCUACCUCUUCUGUUUGUGGGGAAUCAAAUCACGGGGCUCUUUGGGACCAAAAGACUAAAUCUUCCCAUGUUUACAGUUCUCAGGAGGUUUUCUAUUUUAUUCACAAUGCUGGCGGAGGGCUAUCUUUUGAAAAAGAAGUUCUCCAGACCGGUGCAGUUGACAGUAUUCACUAUGAUCCUUGGGGCAUUCAUAGCAGCCAGUGCUGACCUGGCGUUUGACCUACAAGGCUAUGUGUUUAUUCUUCUAAACGAUGUUCUCACUGCAGCUAAUGGGGCCUAUGUCAAGCAAAAACUAGAUACUAAGGAGCUGGGCAAAUAUGGAUUACUAUAUUACAAUGCAUUAUUUAUGAUUAUACCCACUAUUUUACUGGCUGAAGUGACUGGGGACAUGCAGAAGGCUGUGGAGUAUGAAGGCUGGUCAGAUGCACUAUUCCUCUCACAAUUCAUUUUGUCUUGUGUCAUGGGAUUUGUUCUGAUGUACUCCACCGUGCUCUGUACACAGUACAACUCAGCACUGACGACUACAAUAGUGGGCUGCGUCAAAAAUGUGCUGGUUACUUACAUCGGGAUGGUGUUCAGUGGAGACUACAUCUUCUCAUGGACCAAUUUCAUAGGCCUAAACAUCAGUAUUGCAGGCAGCCUUGUGUACUCCUACAUCACGCUAACAGAGGAUCAGACCAACAAAGCAAACGAUAACAACAAACUGGACAUUAAGGGCAAGGUCAUUGUAUGACACUGAAACACUGGAUCAAUUAAUUUUUAUGAAAUGGACACCUCUAUUUUUAGUACAGCUUAUUUAUAUAUGGUACAAUGUUUAAGUGUUUCAAUGAAAUGGUGUUGAAAAACUCUGCAGCUGCCAUAGAGCCAAAACCUCCCAUACAGAUUUGGGAUUUUUUUUCUGAUUUUAUUUUUUAUUUUAGAGAUUUAUUUAGAUGUUUCUUUUUAGUGAUGGUACUGUGAGUAUUGACAGGGAGAUAAAAGGGGAAUUUACAUUUUUAUUAAGAUGGUAAUAAGGUAGAUAAUACAGGCACAUGUAAACUAAGGAAUAUUGUGGAAAAGUGCUACAUACUUAUUGCUAUAUUUAUUUAAAGACUUUGUAUGGUGAUGAUUAAAACCAAUAUUUAGUAUUUCAUAAAGAUUAAUAUGAAAUAAAAUCUCAUAAAUUUUAUACCAGACGCCCUGGAGAAUUUGGAUUGGCAUAUAAGCAGGUACUUGCCAUCCCUUGUGGCUUGUUUCAUAAUUAUACUGUAAAUGCCUAAAAUACCCCUUUCCCUUUUUAAUCAACCCAUUUAAAUAAUUGUAUGUUUCCGCAAUAUUCUAACCCUCUUGUGCCUUUGUAGUUUGCCAAAAUGAUUGGAAGUGACAUAACUUAUGAAUAUUAUUUUAAAGGUCCCAUAUUACUCUGUUUUCUGAUCUUAGUUAUAAUGUUGUUUCGUCCUCACAAACAUACCUACAUAUUUUAGCUGAGAUCUUUUCUCAAACUGAAAACACUCCAUGCCACCUUAUGAUGUCAUGUGGUAAUACAGGAAGUGCCCCACUGUGUUUUUAAACCCCAUGCAGUUAGACUACUAGAAUCAUUUGGAUCAUUUCAUCCCUGGAAUUGCAAUCUCUACUGAACAAAAGGUAGAAUGUAGCUGUUAACUUGAAAACUACCACUUCCUAACAUCACAAGGUGUAACAGAGUAUUUUGAGCUAACAACAUUCUAACAGGACUUAAAGCUCACAAGAGUCAAUUUUGUGUGAUAUAGGACCUUUUUUUCUGUUUUGCUGUUUACAGUGAAUGCAACUUGGGAUGCCUUCAAAGCACAGUGACAUGCACUGUCUCAUUUCUGCUGGUCUUUUUCCUUAAUUAUUAUUUUGGUUGCACAUAUCUUGCUUUAGGCCUUUCAUAGACGGACAAAUAGAUGUCUGAGAUCAAAUAGAUGUGCCCUGUAGUUUUUCAGCCCUUGUGGUGUCGCCAGCCUAUUUUAAAUUGGUUGGAAUGUGGGUAGGCAUUUCCCAUUGAGUAUUGGUUCAUUACUAACUUCAGCGUUUACAUAUCACUCCUUCAGUAUUAGUGAAUGUUUUGACUAAAAUGGCUGUAGCAGAUUCUCUAUGCACAGAAUAACAAGAUUUUUUUGUUUUUGUUUUUGUACAUGGAGACAUUUUCUCUUUAUCGCACUUUGAAGUGGUAUUGGUAUCGAGAUCACGUUACUUUGAAAAGUACGAGGUUACUGUGCUUUACUGUUACUGUUCAUUUGUAUUUUGAGACUAGACGUUUAACAGUCAGGUACAAGGGUUGACUUUUUCUAUAUUUUGUAUUUAUUUUGUUUAGAUACCUUUCAGGGGAAGUGUAUUGUCUCAAACCCAUAACAAAAGAGUGAUUUAUUUCAGUGUCAAAAUUAAGAUUAGUUUUUGUGAAUAAGGUCAUUUUGAAAUUAUAUUAUACAUGUUUUGUAUAAAGAUUUUUACAUUAAACAUUUUAAUACACUUUA
This is a messenger RNA of Boleophthalmus pectinirostris (great blue-spotted mudskipper), 2830 nucleotides long. It is a transcript of the gene slc35d1a, whose product is annotated as solute carrier family 35 member D1a. Gene Ontology annotation, cellular component: Golgi apparatus. NCBI's taxonomy places the organism in Eukaryota, Metazoa, Chordata, Actinopteri, Gobiiformes, Gobiidae. The transcript has 12 exons. The record is from RefSeq and is a predicted model, not a curated record. Bases 118 to 1089 code for a protein of 323 amino acids. Gene Ontology annotation, molecular function: GDP-fucose transmembrane transporter activity; antiporter activity.